AUGACAGGGCUCAUGGACAUCAAUCAGGUGCCGUCAUCGCGCAGCGUCAGAGCUCUGCGGCGGGUCUACGACAGCGUCCAGGCUCACAUCCGGGGCCUUCGGGCGUUGGGUGUGACGGAUCAGUCAUACUGUGCCAUGCUCUACCCGGUUCUGCUUCGUGCGCUUCCGGACGACAUGAGGCUCGAGUUCAACGGCAAGAUGUCUUCGGGGAACGCCGAAAACGCCACCGCCGGGGGAACAUCAGCAACCGACAUCGGCUCCGACUCAGCAACGGAACAAGGACCCGUUAAGGAGGUGCGCGCGCUGCAGAACUUUCUCAAGAUCGAGGUGGAGAGCCGGGAGAAAACAUCCAAGGAACAACCCGAAGACGCCGGCGGUAAGCCUGCACAUUGUUUCCCCAUGCAUGAACAUCCGAAGAGGCGCCUAAACAACGCCAAGACUCGGAACGCCACCGCUACGGCCUUGCAUGGCAGGAUGGACAGCAUGGAAUGCUUUCUUUGCAAAUCAAAGGCGCACAGCACACCAGACUGUAACGCGAAGAUCGAACUCAAGGAAAAGAAGCGCAGGCUGCAAGCCGAUCGCAGGUGCUUCCGGUGCACGAAGCCGAACCACACGGCAAGAAUGUGUCGCGGCAAGCUCCGUUGUGACAGGUGUGGAGGAAGGCAUGUAUCCACUCUGUGUGAUCCAGAUUACUUGCCGGGACGAGCCUCCAGCGGAUCGGAUGAAACGCGGAAGAAAGACAAGGCGCCUCUCAGCCUGCAUGUGAGCGAGAAGGGCAACAAACCGGCUGUCCUUCUGCAAACCGUUACCGCGUGGGUGGAAAGCAAGAACAGAAGAAAGUUGGCCCGCAUUCUCUUCGACAGCGGUAGUCAGCGCUCCUUCAUUACAGAGGAGCUGUCGAUGGGCCUUGGUUGCAAGCUUCUCGGAACGGAGGUUCUUACCGUCGGAGUGUUCGGUGGCAAGACUAGCGAACAAACGUACCGUAGAGUUCAAGUAGUUUUGAGUAAUCGUCUAACCGGCCAGACAUACGAGAUAGACGCCCUCGAGACGCGUUCUAUCUGCGAACAAGAACUUCCAGGCCCGGAUGAAGACAUCCUGGUGAACAUGGAGGAGCUCGGACUAACGGUUGUUGACGACCUGAACGGACUCGAGUGCAACGGAGUAGGAAUCCUCUUAGGAUCGGAGCACUACUGGGGAUGCGUUACGGGAAGAGUCCGUCGACUGAGCGAGAACCUGACGACACUGGAGACCGCCUUUGGUUGGUCAGUACAUGGACGUUCCCAGGCGACUGCAGCUGUUGUCAACUGUUCCCAAGUGAUCGUCCUCAGAGCUGCCGUGAGCGACCAGGAGAACACGGCUGUCCUGAGAGGAUUUUGGGAGCUUGAGAGUAUGGGAGUUGUGGACGCAGAGGUCCAGGAUCACUCCGAUAGCGACAUCAUGCAGCGCUUUGAGAGAAGCAUCACCAAAUCUGAUCGAAGAUACAAAGUGAGCCUCCCUUGGAAACCUGAUGUGAAGCUUGAUUGCAACCGAGAGAUGGCUUGGAAGAGACUCGAAAGCCAACAAAAGAGGCUAAGCAAGAAUCCUGAGCUCAUGCAGAGAUAUGAUCAGGCAGUCCGGCUUUACGUCGAGAACGGAAUGGCUGAGAGGGUCGAGAGAGACGAUAACUCGAAUGAACGGAUCGCAGCCCUGUCGAAAAUGCUUGAAGACAAGGGUCCCUAUGAGAGACCAUUGGGACAACAGACGGGUGUGUUGAAGGUACUCGGUCUGACGUGGAAGCCGAAUGAAGACAGCCUUUCCUUUUCGGCAGAACACGUGAUUGAUUUUGCCCGCCAACGAAGAAACACCAAGCGUUUCGUGCUCCAGACGACAGCACGACUGUAUGACCCCCUUGGUUUCCUCUCCCCCUUCGUGGUGCGAGCCAAGAUCUUGUUUCAGGAAAUCUGGAAGCUGAAUCUACGCUGGGACGAUACACUGCCGGAAGAACUGAUGAGUGGCUGGAACAACUGGUGCGACGAGCUCACCACACUUCAGCAAAUUAACGUGCCCAGAUUCUACGACAGCGAGCUGACGGGCAACGUUGUACAUCGAACGUUGCACGUAUUCUCUGAUGCCAGCACCUCCGCAUACGGUUCGAUGACCUUCAUCUGCUCAACGGAUGACACCGGAGAAAUGACCGCGACACUCUUACUGGCUAAGUGCCGCGUGUCGCCCCUGAAGGAAAUCUGCCUUGCUAGAUUAGAGCUCAUGGCAUGCUUGAUCGGAUCGAGGCUGUUUAAGUACGUAAGGACACACCUCGAAAUCAAAGUGGAUGAAGUCCACUUCUGGACGGAUUCUAUGAUCGCUCUGCAUUGGAUUAGGGGAGAGCCAUUCAAGUGGAAGACGUUCGUGAAAAAUAGAGUACAAGAAAUUCAAGCAAACAACGAGAAGGCAAUGUGGCACCACUGCCCGGGGAAAGAAAAUCCUGCCGAGCUGAUGACACGAGGGCUGUCCGCGGAUCGACUGCUGUCUGCACCGCUCUGGUGGAACGGACCAACUUGGUUGCUACUGCCCGCGACAGAGUGGCCUGGGGAAAGUGACGAGGAGCUUUCCCACGACGGGCUCGAGGAGAGGACUCCAAGAGCAGAGCUCUUCGAGAUCGUCAGAAAAAAGGAUGGGACCACUGACCGCCGAGGAGAUCCACGUAGCGCAAACACACUGGAUAACGAGAGCACAAAGAUCAGCGUUUGCCUCCGAUAUUGA
This is a messenger RNA of Ixodes scapularis (black-legged tick), 2739 nucleotides long. RefSeq lists its product as uncharacterized. The record is from RefSeq and is a predicted model, not a curated record. Gene Ontology annotation, molecular function: nucleic acid binding; zinc ion binding. The coding region runs from base 1 to 2739 and encodes 912 amino acids. The transcript has 3 exons. Lineage: Eukaryota; Metazoa; Arthropoda; Arachnida; Ixodida; Ixodidae.